AAAAGCCCACGCAGCUGCUUCCAUUCCUCACAACGCGAGAUCGGGAAGCUCGAGCCACUUGCUGCUUGAUUGUGAGAUAUAACGGCCGGGCACAACUCACACAUCAUGGCUACUUACCUCGCAUUCAAACGGAAAGCAAACUUCUUCAGCUACCAGUUUUAAUGUGUUUGAUGUGUUUGCGCUCCAGUGUGAGGUAGCCUUUGAUUUAUUUAUUCUUUUGUUUGUUUGUUUGUUUUUAAUUUUGUUUACACGUUUGACGACACAUUUUUUGUGCGGUGGAUAUACUGUUUUCCGGCUGGUUGUACGAGCCACGCAGGACCAGCCUGGCUCCGGUUGUUUCGUCCAAGUGAACAAGGAAUAUGUGUGCGGAGAUGCUACUCCUGGUGUCCAUUCUGUUGCUCCUGCCUCUGAGCCGAGCGGCUCCCCCGCAGACCGAGCGGGAAGACACGGGGGUGGACUGGCUGAGUAAGUUUGGUUACCUCCCACCCGCUGACCCAGUAACCGGUCAACUUCAGACCAAGGAAGCCUUGACCAAGGCCAUAAAAGCCAUGCAGAAGUUUGGAGGACUGAAGGAGACUGGAGUCUUUGAUCAAGCUACAUUGGGUCUUAUGAAAACACCCAGAUGUUCUCUGCCAGAUGUGUCUCAAUCUGAAGUGACAGUGGGCCGCAAAAAGCGAAGUCUGAGCCCCCCCAACAAAUGGAAAAAGAGACAUUUAUCCUGGAGAGUGAGGACAUUCCCAAAGGACUCAGCUUUACUGGGCAGAGACACCGUUCGAGCCCUCAUGCAUUAUGCCCUGAAGGUCUGGAGUGAUAUUGCACCGCUCAACUUCCACGAGGUGGCAGGAAGCGACGCCGACAUUCAGAUUGACUUCACGAAGGCUGAUCACAAUGACGGAUAUCCCUUUGAUGGGCCAGGAGGUGCUGUAGCCCAUGCCUUUUUCCCUGGAGAGAGGUUCACUGCCGGGGAUACGCACUUCGAUGAUGAUGAAGCCUGGACCUUCAGAUCACCAGAUUCUCAUGGAAUGGACCUGUUUGCAGUAGCCGUCCACGAAUUCGGUCAUGCCAUCGGCCUGGUCCACACGUCAGCAAUGGAGUCCAUAAUGAGACCAUACUACCAGGGUCCUGUCGGAGACCCUCUGAAGUAUGACUUACCAUAUGAAGACAAGGUCCGCGUCUGGCAACUGUACGGUGUCCGUGACUCAGUUUCACACACAAGUCAGCCAGGCAACCCUUCUCAAACAGCGGAGCCUCCUGUUCUGAUGGACAUUCCAGAAAACAAAUCCAUACUUCAGCUGGCGCGAGAUGCUCCAGACAGAUGCACCAGCUACUUUGACGCAGUGGCCCAGAUACGAGGGGAGGCCUUUUUUUUCAAAGGGAAAUACUUUUGGCGACUCACUCGAGAGAAGCAUCUGGUGUCUCUUCGUCCCGCUCAGAUUCACUGGUUCUGGAGGGGAUUGCCCGCCAAUCUGGACGGGGUGGACGCUGUCUACGAGAGACCCGGCGAUCAUAAAAUAGUCUUUUUUAAAGGUCUCAAAUACUGGGUGUUUAAAGACAACGUCAUGGAAGAAGGUUACCCGCGUCCUAUCAGCGACUUCGGGCUGCCUUCUGACGGCGUGGACGCAGCCUUCGUGUGGCUUCACAAUGAGAAGACCUACUUCUUCAAGGACAACCGGUACUGGCGCUACGACGACCACCUGAGACGCAUGGAUCUGGGCUACCCGAAGGACAGCACGUUGUGGAAAGGGCUGCCCCCUCAACUGGACGAUGCCAUGAGAUGGUCUGACGGUUCUUCAUACUUCUUCAAGGGGAAGGAGUACUGGCGUGUGCCGAGCAGCGACAUGGAGGUGGAGGCGGAGUACCCGCGCCUUAUCGCCAAGGACUGGCUGCUGUGCACGGGGAUGCAGUCGGACUCGCCUGGCGCAGAGACCAAGAGCACCAAGAACCGGGUCGACGCGCACCCUCGCCCGGACCACGCCGAAAAUGGCUUUGAAGUGUGCUCUUGCACUUUGGACAGCGCCUCACCUUUAGGGGCACGACCCGCCCCGUCCCUCUUGUGGCUACUGCUGCCCCUCUGGACACUCUCGCUUGCCCUACGCCCACUGCCGCUAUGAUGCCAAAACAGACGUUGGAAAAAACAUUUUAAUUUGAGGAUUUAAUAGUUUUUGUUGUUAUUUAUUGCACAAUCCUUACAGCAGGUUCUUGUUGUUGAGAGGCAUUGGGAUCAAACGCUACAAUCAUUUUCGCUUCAUGUUUUGAAAAUAUUCAUGUUUUCCAAUCAGUAAGGGAAAAAAGACUAUAAGGCAGUGGUCCCCAACCUUUUUUGCACCACGGGCCAGUGUCGUAUGGGCCUUUUUUUCACAGACCGGCAAUGUGUGGCAGAAAAUUACAGUAAAUAUGAAAUAACACGAUGGGGAAAAGAACAUUAACUGCAGUGAAAAUGUAACUCACCAACCUUUUUUAACAGCGGCCUCUCCUAAAACUUGACGGCAAAUAUCCUUGGUAGCAGGCAUAAUGAGUUUUUCUACAAUCGUGAAAGGUUUCUUGGCUUUAGCAAUACGGUUCACCACAAAGUAUUAUGCUCUCAGUGCAUUGGCUUAUGUUGCCUCGUUUGCAAGCUUGUAGCCACAUAUGAAUAGAUGUACAUAAGAAUGGACUUGUUUGUAGGCUCAUCUUCUGGCUCAGCAGGUUGCCUUUUCCCCAUAAAAAAGCUGUCCAAAGACAUCUGUUUUUCAGGCUACGUCUACACUACGACGGAUAAUGGUGAAAUUAGUUAGACUAUACAGCAUGUCGGCUACACUAAUGUGCCUCUUAUACAUGCAAGAAUUUACACAGAUAAGUUAGCCGGCUCAUAUUUCCCCCCGCUUAAUAUACCUGUAGACUAGUGUCUCCAUACAAUAGGUGUGCACGAUAACCAUUUUUUGAAGCUGAUACCGUUAACCGAUAAUAUAUGUAUAAUUUUUAAUUGUAAAUUCAGUUUUUGAACCCCUGGAGGUUAAAAAUACAAGUGGUGGAUUCAACAUAGAUUUGCCUUUGACCUUACCAGAUGUUUCAUGAUUACAUGAACAUUAUUAUAAUGAACAAAACAAAGACAAGAACAGUUGCGACUUCAAAUAAAGUGCCAGUAUUUUAUUUUAUUUUUUCAAAUAAAUAUAAUUUGAGUCAAGUCACAAUCAAUUAGUCAAUGUCAUUGAAGAGGUGUUCCCUGAACAAUGAACACUGAACUAAAACAUAAACCCAACAGGUAUUGUGCUUUGUCAUCAGAUAAAAACAUUUGGUGCUAGAGGAGAGGAGACUUGGUGUCUUGGUCCAUUAAAAAACUUAACCUGGCAAUUAUGGGACAGCAAGCCUAUCAAUAAUCAAAAGGCCUCUCAAUAACUUGUAAAAAUAAAACUUUAAAAUGCAAACAUUUGCUAAUUGCCAUAGUAUGGUUCAUCACUCAAUGACAGAAAAAUAAGGCCUCUAGAACAGUAACAAAACUUUGCAUAAGCCAAGGCGAGGAUUCAAGUAAAUAAAUUAGGGCUGUCAAACGAUUACAAUUUUUAAUCUACUUAAUCACAGUUUAAAAAUUAAUUGUAAUUAAUUGCAGUUCAAACCAUCUAUAAAAUAUGCCAUAUUUUUCUGUAAAUCAUUGUUGGAAUGGAAAGAAGACACAAGACGGAUAUAUACUGUACAUUCAACAUACUGUACAUAAGUACUGUAUUUGUUUAUUGUAACAAUAAACCAACAAGAUGGCAUUAACAUUAUUAACAUUCUGUUAAAGCGAUCCAUGGAUGGAAAGACUUAAAAGAUAAAUGUUAGUACAAGUUCAUAGAAAUGUAUAUUAAAACCCCUCUUAAUGUUUUCGUUUUAAUAAAAUUUGUAAAAAUUUUCAAACAAAAAAUAAACUAGUAGCUCGCCAUUGUUGAUGUCAAUAAUUACACAAUGCUCAUGGUGCUGAAACCCAUAAAAUCAGUCGCACCCAUGCGCCAACAGAGGGCGACAAAACACCCAAAAACAAGUAACAAAUGGACAUGACACUGUGCUGGCAUUUUAAUCUGUUUCAGCGGGGCAUGUGCGUUAAAUGCGUCAAAUAUUUUAACUUGAUUAAUUAAAAAAAUUAAUUACCGCCCGUUGACGCGAUAAUUUUGACAGCCUAAUAUAAAUACUUACAGGUAAAUGUUGAUAAAUUUAACUGAAACAAAAAGUGCAUUAAGAGUCUUCACAGUAUCCAAAAGUAAAUGACGAUGACACUUAAACAAGUUAUAAAUUUAGUGAAAGCGCAUUCCUCAUGAUCAAAUAUGGUAGAACAAAAAGAAUUAAUGGCUUGCCUUACAAUAAUCCAUAUAAAAAACGCAGUGAUUGAACCCAUUUUCAAUGAAGCAUGAGAUUUCUUCUUUGAACAAUAUGAAAUCCUUAUCCAGCCACUGCGCCGUUAGACCAAGCAAGCUGACAGGACUAACAUUACACGUCUGAACAGGUAUGUCCGUGGUGAAACUUAUGUGCCCUGCAUGGUUGCCGAGUUGGACGAGUGUGGCAAUCUCAUUAUAAUUUGCCGGUAAACAUUAAUCUGAAAAUGGCGGCGGCUUGGAAUGAUGAACCUGGCAUGGACAGCUUCAUUCGUACCUCGCGCGUCCUCGUACUCUUUUAAAACACCAUCAAAGUGAUUGUGUUCUUUUAAGUGGCUUAUUAAGAUGUGUUGUAGCUCGACAACUUUUCCCCUCCUCGUGGAACUUAGGCUUUGCAUGUGUUACAAAUUGCAAGUGAAGCGUUCUCCACCGACAAAAAAAAAAUCCCACCCAACCGACGCCAUGCUUGUUGUUUACUAGCCAGCUGUGCUGCACACUGCCGUCACUUAAGCAUUACGUCACAGAAAGGGAGCGCUCGAUUUGUUGUAAAACUCCCUCUUCCCAAACCUCAGUCACUGAUACGUUGUACUGGCAAAACAGGAGUAGAAACAAACGCACACAUCCCAAUCCGCCAACACCGUGCCAAAAAUAUUAUACAUAUAUUAUCGGUCCUAUUAAUAAUGUUAUUGGAUUUAAUGGUAUGACGUCAUAAUUCCUAUUAUCGGACCGAUAAUUAUUGGACCAAGAAUUAUCGUGUACCUGUACCAUACAACAAUCUGAUACUAAGGAAGUGACGUCAUGGCCAUCGCCAUUUUUAGUGCAGCCAGACGAUCAAGACGUGGCAUUCCUGCUCCUCUUUUCUUUUCCGCAGUCAUUAGCCACGUUUACAUGCUGACUUUUAUUCAUACCGAUUCAAAUCAUUCCGAAUGGAAAUUUCAGAUCAGCUGUUUACAUGUCACUUCAUCUAUUCCGAUCCAGCGUUUACAUGUGACUGCCUUUAUUCCGAAAGGACGUUUGACAACUGCCGUCUGACAUGCGCAGAUUAAUCAAAAUAAACCGUCAUGUUGCAAAACAUGGAGAUCGAUCGUCGGAGUGCUGCUGUUUUAACUUUAACCCACUUGUUGUGUUUGUGGGGUCGUAUCCGCUUCUGCUGUUUUGCUCUUUUGCCCCGUAGUAGCCGGUUUUCCACCGGUUUCUAAUCUGGUCAACGCUCCGGUCUAUUCCGGCUUCGUGUAACCUCUCGUGAACUUUUUUAAAUAGUUCACUGUUCCUCGUUUUACGCCCGUCUAGGCAAGCAAUUAUAUUCAAUUCUUUUAAAGUUUGAAUUAAAUACAAUCUUUCCGCCGGACUCCAAUUAGGUGCGCUGUGCUUGGAAGCCAUGUUGCAAGUGACGUUACUUACGUCACAAAGUGACGUCACCACGUCAGUACGGAGCAUGUGCAGAAAGAACGCAACCCGACACCAUUCCGCUUCCCUGUUUACAUGAUAUAAUUUUACUUCUAAUCGGUUUGGGAAAAGGAAUAUUCCACCCCUGUGAAUCGGAAUGAAAUUCCAUUCGGUUUGGGCCUGUUCAUUCCGAAUGAGGUGUUUAUAUGGAACACAUUUAUUCGGUUUGAACAAAUAUUCCGAUUGUAAUUGGAAUAUUUGGCUCCAUGUAAACGUGGCACUUGUUUACAGUUUAUUAUUUAGAGUUGUAGAACAGGUGUCAGGAACCUAUGUCUUCAGUUCUGGCUCUUUUGAUGAGUGCAUCUGCCUCUCCGCCAACCCGAAAUUUUUAAAUGUGGUACCGGCCGGCUCGCUGGACUUCAACGAGCUGCGAAGAGCUGAUUCAUUCAUUUUUCUUGAACCUUCAAAUGUACGUCGCAAUAAUAUGCUUCAAUUCAGUGCCCAUUUGUGGUCCUGCCAUCGUGGAUUACGCAGAGAUGAGCGUUUUAUUACAGAGCCCGUAUCCCGCGUGAAGUCUCUGAUCAGCCAAUUGCGGGGCUAGCCCCUCCCAACUCAAUACCGACCGAACUGGAGCAUAUAAAAAUGAGUAGAGGAAAGCUACACCCCGAAAAGUGAACUGCGUGGCACACCAACUCACAGACUCGCUAGAUCAGUUUAAUUUUGAUGACAUUCCCGCCUGUCAAACUGUCGCCACUUCCAAGAACGCCAACGUUAAGCACAAGCCCUCCUGGUUGCGAUUUUCACUCCCAAGAAAUAUACGUAGCGCCACGCCAUAUGUUUCUAUUUGUUAUUUUCCAAGUGGUGAGAAUGCAACUGAGAAUCGAUUGUAACAUCCCAAGUAACAAUGUCAGGCUUUCGUUGUUGUUUUCUAAAGAUUUCAAUCACAACUCGGCGACUGCUUGUAAAAUCCGAGCAUGCACUCCCUUCACUGUCGCUCAUCACGAACAAAACAGUGAUAACAAAACGGAGUUUCUGACGCCUGGUCUAGAAGGUGAAGUGAUUUCGAAAUUUUCCGCCGACGACUAAUGAGUUUCCGGUUCAGAAGUAAACCUCGCAGGCGAUGACUUGACACAUGAAGCUGCUCUUUUCUAGACAUGCGUACCUUGCAAAAGCAGGGGGCCCUUAAACGUAGUGCAGGCAGGUAUAAUAAAAAUUGUCGGAAAAAUACCCUGGAGAAAACUAUGUCGUAGUGUAGACGUAGCCUCAGUCAUCUUCACUAACAUGUGGGCCUAUUAUAUUCCGGAACAAAUCUAAUGCGCCUACGUCAUUAUCAAAGACAAGCAUACAUUGAUAGCUAAUCUGAGCAAAACAACCGUAAGUACCCUGUCCGCCAUUGCUAACGUGUGCCACCCGCAGCACACAGCCAAUAGCAGCUAACGUUACUGUUUACAUUGGCUGAUGCUAGGCUGCUAUAGGUGUGCAAACACCCCAGUAAUGGCGGCAAACCACUAGAAUGCGAUGUACACACAUCUCUACUCGGUUUAGUCAAUAAAGUAGACAGGUAUUUUGAUAUGUCAAGAGGCACAGACCAGAUUGUGUUCGUUAACCGCUACCGGUCCCUGGCUCGGUGGUUGGGGAUCACUGCUAUAAGGGAUUUUUCAGACUCAUUACGUUGAUUCUCUGUGGUUGAGGUUGAAGUCCUUUUAAGGAACAGAUUGUUUAAAUUUUAGAGGAUGAAGUACUUUUAUUGUAUAGCAUUGAGUAAUCGCUGUUGAGUGUUAAUGGAAUGUCAAGAGUAGAACAAUCAUUUGUUAGCACAUACCUCACAACAAAAUUCAGUUUAUACACAUUUAAAAUAAAAACAACACUAACAAAAAUGUCUUUAAAUUUAAAUGUUUAGAAGAAAUGUUCACUCAAAUGUUGAAAAACAUACUAAUAAUCAUUCCAAAGUCAAAAUUUGUUCUUAAAUGCGAGGCAAGAAAGAUGAAAUAACUGAAUAUCUAAAUUAACUAUUUUCUUUUCAUCUUUUUUUUCUCUACCAUUUUGUUUUGAGUGGGUUACUGAAAAAAAGUGCAUUUUUAAUGUGAUUUUGUUCCUUCAAAGCUGAAGAAAGGGCAACACCACUUCAAUAUUUCCAUAUCUGAAGUGUUUUUUGAUAAGCUUCAAUUGGCCAGUGAAAUGUGUCCCAAAUAAUGACACGCUGACUUAAUUCUGUCAGUGAGCGUUCUAUUUUCUUAAAGGGAACCUCUGACUUAAAGACUUGUAGGCUCCAAUAAGCCACAAUUGUUCUCUUAUACCAAAUUAGGAUAUUACACUGAAAAAAAUAUAUAAUACUGGUGGAUUUAUUGACAAAAUCAUUGUAACUAUUUGCACUUUUAUUAAGUAAAUUUUACUCCUUGCAAUAUUAAGUUCAGUUCACAAGCAGUAAAAUUCACUUAAUAAAAAAAUGUGCGAUUUUACUGCUUGCAUUAUUAAGUUCAGUUCACAAGCAGUAAAAUUUACUUAAUAAAGUGCAAAUUGUUACAAUUAUUUUAUCAAGUAAAUCCACCGAUUAUGUUUUUUUCAGUGUAGAAACAUAAAAUAUUGACAUUGAUUUAAAAAUCUAUAAUACUUAGUACGUCCAAUCCCGAUCGUUUUAGUUUGAGUAUCUGCCGAUCCCGAUGUUUCCCGAUCCGAUUGCUUUUUUUUUUUUGCUCCCGAUUCAAUUCCAAUCAUUCCCGAUAAUUUUUCCCGAUCAUAUACAUUUUGGCAAUGCAUUAAGAAAAAAAUGAAUAAAACUCGGACGAAUAUAUACGUUCAACAUACAGUACAUAAGUACUGUAUUUGUUUGUUAUGACAAUAAAUCCUCAAGAUGGCAUUUACAGUAUUAACAUUCUUUCUGUGAGAGGGAUUCACGGAUUGUAUAUUGUGACUAAGUAUUGCCAUCUAGUGUAUUUGUUGAGCUUUCAGUAAAUGAUACUGUAGCCAUUUAACUGUUCUGCCCAAAUGCAUGGUGGGAAGUGCAACCAUUACUGUACGUACCAAUUGAUAUAUCUUCUCUGCGUUGGGAAAUAACAUAGGGGGGUAAAAAAAAGGUCAACUACUACAUUUCUUCCCCAUGUUGCUUCCCACGAUUUUCCUAAUUUUUAAGAGUGGGAUUGUAAGGCUUUAGCCAAUUGAAAAAAGGCUCCAAAGGCUGUCAAAAUUCACUCUACUCAGUUUAUGCUGCCUUGUAGCUCUAUAUAUAGGUAAAACGGCGCCAUU
Molecule: messenger RNA, 8954 nt
Organism: Corythoichthys intestinalis (scribbled pipefish)
Lineage: Eukaryota; Metazoa; Chordata; Actinopteri; Syngnathiformes; Syngnathidae
Product: matrix metalloproteinase-17-like
Exons: 10
Coding region: 360-2111 (583 amino acids)
Biological process (GO): collagen catabolic process; proteolysis; extracellular matrix organization
Cellular component (GO): extracellular matrix
Molecular function (GO): zinc ion binding; metalloendopeptidase activity
Source: RefSeq, a predicted model, not a curated record